This is a messenger RNA of Maniola jurtina (meadow brown), 1074 nucleotides long. RefSeq lists its product as uncharacterized. The record is from RefSeq and is a predicted model, not a curated record. Gene Ontology annotation, cellular component: aminoacyl-tRNA synthetase multienzyme complex. The transcript is spliced from 4 exons. Lineage: Eukaryota; Metazoa; Arthropoda; Insecta; Lepidoptera; Nymphalidae. The coding region runs from base 179 to 1039 and encodes 286 amino acids.
AAAGAAAAAAGAAAGAAACACAGGAAAGAAAAUAAAAACGCAUGGAGCUUAGAACUUAGAAGUAUUUUUAUUCAUUCUCAAUAAUUAUUUUAUUUUGAUACCUAUUUUACGUAAAACUUUUACCGAAGAAAAUCGAGUGUCCUGUUUCCGGCUGAUACUGGUAAAGCAAAGUCAAAAAAUGUAUCACAUGAAAAAUUUAGUAUCACAGGAACAAUCAUUAGUUCUGCCAAAAUGCAUGUAUCGUUUAAGAAAUCCCAUUGAAGAGUGCUUAAAAGAAGAAAUGGAAAUAAAUGUUUGUGACCAGGUUAUCAAGUUUCUUAAGAAGAUGCCCAAUACUCAACUUAUUGAACUGGAAGGACGGCAAGAUAAAUUGCUUGAAAAAUUAGAUAAUCUCUACGAAAGAAUUAAAAACAUAAGUUCACUUUGUAAUUUUAAUAUUGAGGAGAAAACGAAGAAAGACAUCAAUAUUAUCUGUCCAGAAGAGAUUGUUGUAGUUCUGAAUUCCAAUAUACUUCCUUGGUUUUUGAACAAAUUUUUGAAGGAAGUCCCAUUCCUGAAUGUUACGUGGCAUGUUCAUUCCUCUGUACCAACUGAGAAAAUACCCAUAAUAGAAGCUUUUUUUAGAAAGUAUCAAGAUUUAUAUAGAGUGAUACAUGGUGCCAAGAUUAAUCUGAGAUUGAUUUUCAAAUGUGAACCAACUACUCCAGAGUUAAAAUUCUCAUCUCUGAGCUUCCCAAUACUUGGUGCAGUAAAUAUAAUAAGAUAUUUGUGUCUUAUGUAUGAUAAUGUAGCACCUUACGACUAUUGCAAUCAUGAAGUAGAUGCCAUGUUAGACUCUGCUUAUCAACUUGAAACAGCAUCAGAAAAAAGUAGAGCACUUCUUAUUUCUAAAAUAUUUUCACAGUCAAAAGAAUGGAUUUACCAAGAUAGGUUUUCAAUUAUUGAUUUAGCUGUUUUCAAUAUUAUUAACCAACUGCAGAAUGGGUCUAAGUAUGUCCCCAAAAAAUGGUUUAACAAUUGUGAGAAAUUGAUAUUGUGAAUUACUUAAUAAUGUAAUUAAAUCUUAUUUAUCAA